This is a messenger RNA of Penicillium longicatenatum, 3219 nucleotides long. RefSeq names its product Na+/H+ antiporter Nha1. NCBI's taxonomy places the organism in Eukaryota, Fungi, Ascomycota, Eurotiomycetes, Eurotiales, Aspergillaceae. Gene Ontology annotation, biological process: proton export across plasma membrane; regulation of membrane potential; sodium ion export across plasma membrane. Gene Ontology annotation, cellular component: plasma membrane. The coding region runs from base 1 to 3219 and encodes 1072 amino acids. The transcript has a single exon. Gene Ontology annotation, molecular function: sodium:proton antiporter activity. The record is from RefSeq and is a predicted model, not a curated record.
AUGGCGUGGGACCAUCUGGAUAUCGAUAAGCCGCAUUUGGCGUAUAUGAUCUUGGGUGGUUUCACAGGCCUGUUCAUGCUGUGCUCCCUGUUUGUCAAGGAGAAGCUCUACAUUGGCGAAGCUACUGUCGCCACGCUUUGCGGUAUUAUCUUCGGACCGCAUGCUGCCAAUCUAUUCGACCCCUCAUCAUGGGGAAAUGUCGACAAAAUCACCCUUGAGUGCUCGCGCAUCGUUCUGGUCGUGCAAUGUUUUGCCGUCGGAGUCGAGUUGCCCAAGGCGUACAUGGAACGCCACUGGAGAUCCGUUGUCUUUUUACUUCUCCCCGUCAUGACCUGGGGCUGGCUGGUAACAAGUCUUUUCAUCUGGUGGAUGAUCCCUCCGCUGAGCUGGCUUGAGAGCCUGGUAUGCGCCGCGUGCGUCACGGCCACCGAUCCGGUCUUGGCGUCUUCCGUCGUCGGUAAAGGCAAGUUCGCCAAGCGAGUCCCAAAACAUUUGCGUGAUAUCUUGUCCGCGGAGUCCGGCUGUAACGACGGUAUGGCUUUCCCGUUCAUCUACCUAUCUUUUUACAUCUGGAAAUACCGACCCGAUGCCAAUGAGGUGUCGCUCAAUUGGUUCUGCAUCACCAUCCUCUAUGAGUGCAUCUUUGGUGCUAUUUUCGGAUUUGUCAUCGGUUAUCUGGCCCGCCAUGCCAUCAAGUUUGCUGAACGCAAGGGUCUAAUUGAUCGAGAGAGUUUCCUCGUAUUUUACUUCGUUCUGGCAGUGUUCUGUGCAGGCUCCGGAAGUCUGCUGGGCAUGGACGACCUACUAAUCGGAUUCUCUUGCGGAGUCGGAUUUAGUAAUGAUGGUUGGUUCACGGAGAAAACCGAAGAAGCACAUGUCUCCAACGUUAUCGAUUUGUUGCUCAAUUUAGCCUACUUUGUCUACUUUGGAGCCAUUAUCCCAUGGGAGGACUACAAUGUUCCCGACCUCGGUAUUGUCCCGUGGCGGUUGGUGGUUAUUGCACUCCUGGUGAUCUUCUUCCGUCGCAUACCCAUCAUGUUACUGAUGAAACCAUUCAUCCCCGAUGUGAAAACCUGGCGUGAGGCUCUUUUUGCUGGGCACUUUGGCCCGAUUGGUGUCGGUGCCAUUUUUGCAGCAAUUUUGGCUCGGGCUGAAUUGGAGCAAGAUAACACGCAGCCCUUGGAAGAGAGUAGUCUUCCGAAACCUGGAGCGGAUAACUAUUACGUAGUCCAGCUCAUCUGGCCUAUAACAACAUUUAUGGUCAUUUCCUCCAUUUUGGUGCAUGGCUCGUCGAUUGCUGUUUUCACUCUCGGCAAGCGUAUCAACACCUUGACGGUCACGCUCUCCUAUACCCAAGCCAACGAGGAGGGUCCUUCGUGGAUGAACCGGCUGCCCCGUGUUUCUUCUCUGGCCAAGGGCUCCAUGUCUUUCCGGAAGGCUGAAGAUUCAGAAGAGGAGAAAUUGCCGGAAUAUCCCCCUGGAACAUUACCACCCAUUGGUAUGCCUGGAAACUUCCUUCGCCGGGUGCGUGAAGACGACACCGAUGCCCAGACUAGCGACGCCGCGCGAAAGCCUAUUCGUCGACGCCGCAAGAAGAGCCGUAAGCAUAAUGAUGUCGGUGGACCUAUUAGCCAAUCUGCCAUCAUACCACAGAGACGACCUGAACAAGAGGCCUCCGAAGCGGAACAGGAAAUGGAAGAGCGAGAUGCUGUGGAACGUGGUGCUUCUCCUCCUAAUGCUGAGCGGGAACGGUUCGGCCGUGAGCCAGAGCUUGAAGUGUACCAAGAGGGUCAUAAUCUAGUCAUUGAAGACGAAGAAGGCAAUGUGCUCAAGACUGAGGAUACCCGCAAUCUCUCCCCUGAACAACAGUCAGAGCUAAUUGAGGAACAACGCCGACGACUCGAGAGCGACAGGACUGGCGAGUUCGCGCAUUCUCAGAGUCAGCCUCACGAGAAGGACGAGGGCGAGGAGAUCAAGCACACUGUUGAUGACAAGAUUGGUCACCCAGGCGAAAAGGCCCGCAACAAGUGGACUUCCUGGACCGGUCUUGGAAAAGCCCGGGGCAAAGAUAAAGAAGAAACCAAGCCUACGGCUGACGCUCCAGCGAAACCUAAGCAUCGGUCUGCCCAUGCCUAUCAAUUUGGUAAUACUAUCAUUGUUGAGGACGAGGAUGGUGAAGUAAUCAAGAAGUACACUAUUCCUUCUGGGGACAAGCCUGCCAAGCAGAAGCCGAAGCCUGAAGAGCAACCUGGCCCCGCAAACCCGGCUCCAAUUCGUCGCGGUCUCACUCGCAUGGGUACUUGGCUCGGCAGGGAAGAGGAAGGAGAGGCAUCCGGCCAGAAGAAACAGAAGCCUGCUCCUAGAACCGAAACCGAUGACUGGACCACUGAUGAUGGUCUGCGAUUCACUUUGGCUCAGAGCUCGGAUGUCGACUCUAAAGGUAUCGGCCACAAGGGCCGCCGUAUGAACAAGCACGAAUUCUUCCAGCAAAUCAAGGGCUUGGAUGCCAAGGGUCGUCGGGACGUGGUCCAACAAACGGACGCACCUUCUCCCGUCAAAGAAGUUGCCAAGGAGGAAGCCAAGAAGGAAGAAAAGACGGAGCGUCGUCUGUCUGCGGUCGCUGCAGCUGUUGCCACUGACACAAUCCCCGAGACCGAGGAAGAACUCGAUUCCGAGUCUGUCACCGACAGUCAGCUCAGCAGCGAGGAGGAAACCGACACCGAGCGGCCAAAUGUGGCCGCCUCUGUGGCCAAAUGGACUCGCGGAACCUCUGCUCAAGAACGUCGCAGCAACCUCAGCCCUGCACCGCCUCGUGCCCGUCUUCGCCGUGACUCUGACGAUGACGGUACUGAGCGUAUCCCUCCAUCGGCCCUGCGUCAAGCUGCCGGUCUGACCGCUCCACCUCGUGAGAGGGACGAUGAUACGGGUGAAACCCCAGCUGAGCGUCGCCGUCGUCUCGCAGCCCUUGGGCACGGCGGUGACACCGACUCUGAAUCAGAUGACGACGAAGCUGUUGAAGAAGACUCCGACAGCGAAGACGAUGGUGAACCUCGCCUGAUCCCACCAACUGGCGACGUUCAGUCCACCAACAAGCCCCGAGCAUCUGACCCAACCAGCCCUAGUGGUGAACAAUCCUCCAGCUCUGGCUCAGGCUCCAUGUCUCGACACACUCCAGGCCACCGUCCACGAGUAUCCUGGGGAGGUGAAAAGGGUCGCUAG